Molecule: messenger RNA, 1517 nt
Organism: Peromyscus leucopus (white-footed mouse)
Lineage: Eukaryota; Metazoa; Chordata; Mammalia; Rodentia; Cricetidae
Gene: Tmem253
Product: transmembrane protein 253
Exons: 8
Coding region: 552-1172 (206 amino acids)
Source: RefSeq, a predicted model, not a curated record
GGUAGAGUGCUUGCCUAGCAUUUACAAUGCCCUGGGAUGGAUCCCCAGUGCCACCCAUCAAAAAAAGAGGUUAAGGGGAGGAAGGUGAAGCUGACCAGAAAAGCCAGGGGAAUGCAAACCGGACUGGAAACAGAGUUCCAGGAGGAGCAAUCCAGACAGUAAUCUCACUAGGGCAGAACAGGUAAUUUGAGGAGGGAGCCACAGAACAAAGACUGGCUGGAAAUAAGGGGAGAUUGAGGUCUAGGGUGAGUAUGUACAUAGGGAUGAAGUAAGUGAACUCCAAAGAAGAUGGGGGAGAAACGAGGCAACAGGAAGUGGGAAGACUGAGGCAGGCCUGGGUGGCUUGUGGGGCGAUUUGAGGCUGAUGUCUACGUAAGGCCACUCCCUGGGUCCUGAGGACCUCAUGGUGAUCUUUGCCCCACCACACCUCAGCUCUGACAGACUAUGUGCCAGGAAAAUCUUGUCGUCUGCACUGAGCCACCAGCUGAGUUCCAAUCCUCUGGAGCGGCUGCCUCAGACUAGGAAGCACCACUCUGAGGGUCAAGGGAACCAUGGAUCCUACCGCUGAUCUGCCGAGGCAGGAGAGACCCGACCUUCGUCUGGAAAAGCUACAGCACUGGGCGAGACGGAGGCAAAGUGGACACCUAUUGGUGGUGGCGGUGAGCCAGUUAUGGCUGGCAGUAGCCAUGGUGCCCUUCACAGUCUCGGUGGCAUGCCUGAACUCUGCCUGUCACAUGGCCACGGCACUACCACUCUGGCCUGGAGCCUCGGGUCUCCUCACUGGGAUUAUCACCCUGGAGCUUCGAAGAGAGCCUUGCAUCUGGAAGGUGCGGGCCAUGAUGAUAUCCAACCUCUUCAACCUGAUCUUGGGCUUCAUCGUGGUGGUGAUGGAGCUGAUGAAGACAGCCUUGGGGCCUGCCUCUACUGCCCCCUCCCAGUUGACAGGGUUGCUGGUACUGGAGCUCAGCGCGGAGGCCUUCACCCUAGGAGGAGUGCUGGUCUCAACGUACGCCCUAUUCCUGCUGAGCCAGAGGAAGCCAGGAUGCUUCACGAAGUCAAGUCUGCACUACCAGGAGUUACAGGAGGGUUUCUCUGAGUUGGAGGAGGUUUCUGGUUUGGAGAAUGGUCCCGUGGUGGCUAGCACAGGAAACAGAACAGAUGAAGGAAGAUAAAGUCUGGACUAGUGACCUCCCUCACCUCACUCCUGGUCAAGCUGCUUCCUCCCUUGCAUUCUUCGCCUUCUCCCUCCCUGCCUCUCCAUCGAGCUUCACAUCUGCCUCAUCUCCCUGUUUGCGUCUGUUCACCUUGCACAAUCCCAUCCACUCCGAGCCCGGCGGGCUGCUGCAACCCGCCAGCCAGCCAACCCAGCCAGAAUCCGCGUCCGUCCGUUGUGCGCCAGGUCUCCCUUGGAUCCGGGUCCUGCCUAGUUUCCUGGAGACUACAAAUCCCAGGAUGCCCCGCUACCCCGUGACCUACUGGAAAAUAAAGAGCCUUCCCUCGGCGGCGGGGGCGCUGUG